Megalopta genalis is the source of this 854-nucleotide messenger RNA. NCBI's taxonomy places the organism in Eukaryota, Metazoa, Arthropoda, Insecta, Hymenoptera, Halictidae. The record is from RefSeq and is a predicted model, not a curated record.
UUUAUACAUCCCAGAAAGAGAUGUAACAAUUGAUGAAAGCCUAAUGCUCUAUAAAGGUCGUUUAGGAUGGGUGCAAUAUAUUCCACUAAAAAGAGCUAGGUUUGGGAUAAAAUUAUAUUUAUUGUGCGAAUCUAAAAGUGGCUAUCUUUUUUCAUUUAUAAUAUAUACAGGAAAAGGCACAAUAAUAGAUGUGAAAUAUAAAGACAUGCCCGUUACGUCUCAAAUUGUCGUGUCGUUGCUCGAACCACUUUUGAACCAAGGCUACUGUCUCACCACAGAUAACUAUUAUACAUCACCACAAUUGGCAGAUUUUUUAGUAAAAAAUAAAACCGACACCUAUGGUACCGGCGAGAUGGUAGCUGCUCAACGUGGAAAAGUGAUGGUAAUGAAGUGGCAAGACAAAAGAGACAUCUGUUUGUUAUCCACGGUGCAUAAUACAGAGAAAGCAGCAACAAGCAAAGCAGAUAAAGAUGGUAAUGUUAUAUCUAAGCCAAAAUUGGUGAUAGACUAUAACGACACAAUGGGAGGCGUUGAUCGUUUGGAUCAACAUUUACAUGAUUAUCCUAUUAUUAGGAAGAGGGGUAAAAAAUAUUAUAAAAAAAUAUUUUUUCAUUUACUCCACAUUAGUAUUUGGAACGCGUACGUUUUGUAUAAAAAAAAUAGAGGCGAGAAAUCUAAUUUUGAAUUUAGGAGCAAGCUGGUCGAAAGCCUUAUUCAAAACUACCAUAGCGAAAUAAAUAUAAAAAAACGACGUCUAACAGAACGUCACUUUCCCAGUAUUAUUCCGCCAACACCAAAAAAAGAAAGUCCCUCAAGAUGUUGUGCUAUGUGUUCUUCAAAAAGAGAUAGUAAAG